AUGAACAGUUCUAAUGGUAAUAAUUUGUCUAUAGUUAUUGUGGAUAUUUAUUUAGAUGUGACAUUCAUUUCAGGUAAUGCAAAUGAUAGCAAUCAAACGGUGGCGGGGGAUGAUCAAAUGGAUAUAUCCGAAUCGAAUUUGAAAAAUCUUCAGAGUAAGAGCAACGGUUUGCCGCCAAUCACACAUGACAGUGAAGACCCUGUCCUACCAAGACCUUUCAUCACAAAACUGCCAAAAAUUAAAAAAGAAGAAUUAAAUCAGGAUAUUCCAAAUAAUGAUGAAGCCUUGGAUAUAUCCCAGUCACAGUUCGAUUUGCUUAGUCAGGAACUUAAGACUACAACAUGUGAUAAUUUUACAAUGGACAAAAACCAAAAGACCCUCAAUGAUAAUUAUGAUUUUUCAAAAGAUGCUAUAAAAUCUGCCAAUUUGCAAACUGAAAUCAAUGUCAUGCCAAGUAUAGGAAAGAAACGCAGAGUUUACACUGAGGAAAAUCAACUUGUCUUCCAACCUAUUCCAAAUAAUAAUGGUGAUUUAAGUGAUAUCUCCAAACCUUUAUUGGACGAUUCCAAUGUCAAUAAUGACAACUUCAAGAGAACUAAACAAAAAGCACAAAAUUUCCCAAAGCCAAUUCAAAGUAAAGAAAAGCCAACGCUGGAACUUUCAGAUCAAGUAUUAAUAAAAUGUCCUAAAAUUAAAAGUGAGAAAGAAGUUAUACUACCAACCAAUAGCCAUAGGGAAGAUCUGCCGGUUUGUAGCAAAUCACUGGAGGUAUUAGAAUCACAAAUGAGAUUAACUAAAAUAGAUAAAAUAAAAACUGAAAACGAUCCAAUGAUGGGUCAUCCUCUUCAAAACAGUAAUGAAGCGAUAUCCGUAACUAAAUCGACUAGUAACAAAUUUAAGAAUUUAAAAUCUGAUAAGAAGAGCAAAAAUAUACAUAAUAAACUGCGCUCAGGCUCCGCAAGUAAAAAAUGUGACGAGAAACAAAAUGUUGAAAACAUCCUUAAACUGAAAACAGAAAUUACGCCUGCUAACGAGGAGCUAAAGAAAAAUAUCUCAAGAAAUCCAUUGCAGAAAGAUGAAAAUACAUCCACAAGAAAAUCCCAUAGAAUCAAAUUUGAAAGUUGGAAAAUAAAGGAAAUGCGCUCGAUGACGAUAGGUCAUAAAAGAAAACUCGACUCCUCCGCUGAUGUAAGAAAUAAGACAAAGCUUGUCCGUACUGUAACGAACGGACAACAUGAGAAACAUGCAUCUCCGGCUACAAUACAAAAUGAUGUGCGAAUUGUUGAUCUUGAUAUCAAUAACCAAUCAAAGCAAACGAAUGAUAAAUUAAUUCUUACCCAAAGUAUUCAGGAAGAUAAAAUCGGUUGUAGUGUAUCUUCGGAUGCAAUACAAAAUAAUAUACAAAUUGUGGAACUUGAUAUCAAUAACAAAUCAAAGCAGGCAAAUGAUAAACUUUUCCAUAUCCAAAGUAUUCAGGGAGAUAAAAUUGGUUCCAUUAGAAAAUCACAAAGAAUUAAAUUCGAAAGUUGGAAAUUAAAGGAAAUGUAUUCUACGACCGUAGAACGAAAGAGAAAACUUGCCUCUUCACAAAUCACAAAUAAAGCCGAGCUAUUUCAUUCUACGAUUUCCAAUCACAAUAAAGAAUAUUCUGAAAGGAUGAAUAGUAUGCAUAUUCGGGAUUUCGAUAUUGAUGUCAAACCAAAAAGAAUAGAAAGUAAACCAAUCUUUUCCAAAACUCAUCACCACUCACACCACAAAAAAAUUCCCAUUGUGAGAUUACCCAAAAUAGUGGGUACAAGUAUUAAACAAAGGGAUAAUAAUGUAUUAACUGAAUUUAAAAUGGUUGCUAAAGAUCAUCUAAAGAACCCAAAAAUUGAUGAAACAAAACGCGAGUUGCAACAUAACCAGAAAAAUACAGCCAGAAGUAACGUAGACAUGGAGAGCACAUCUAAAGUAGCCGUAAGAAGUUUUCCUAGAAUCAAAAUUGAAACUACAUCUGCUAACCGAAUUAAGGAGAAUAUACCGAAACUAAAAACCGAAAUACCGGAUAAUGAUAUUUCCCCCAUUAGAAAAUCUCACAGAAUUAAAACGGAAACUUGGAAAUUAAAGGAAAUUAAUUCCAUGAAGCAGACUUUUGGAAGAAAAAAUAAGGUACAACAAAUCAAUGAGGAGCGGACAACCAAAGAACCCAGCGAAGAAAAUGAUCCCUUCGAAACUGAUGAUGAUUUAAAUGAUUUGGAUUUUGAAAUUGAUAGCCCUCCAAAACGAACCAAGUUAAAUUUCAAAAAAAUGAAAAGCAAAACAAAUGGACGUCAUCGCAAACAAAAUCAUGAAUUGGAAAUAAACACUUCUAAUCCAUUAAAUUCUACGGCCCUGAUGCGGCCGAUAAAAAGUACCCGCGAAGAGGAGCUGGACAACAUUAUAGCCCAAUGGAAACCCGAACUGGAUUGUAUGGUAUGUGAAAAACCAUUUGCCACCUACACCCUGCUGCAUGAACAUUUCAAGGAUCGCCAUCAGCAUAGACAUGAAUUCUAUGUUCAAUGUUGUGGUCUGAAGAUUAAAAAACGUGGACAUCUGGCCGAACACAUAAGGAUACACACCGAUAAGAAAGCCUUCAAGUGUGCCCACUGUAAGAUACGUUGUCAUCGCAAACGUAAUCUCGUCUAUCAUAUGAGAAAAAUACACAAUAUUAGUGCUAAGGAAAUAGUUCCGGAAAGAGGCCUAAAUCCGGAAUCAUCACAGAUUAAAUUAUCCACGCAAAUAAUUAGGAAUAACGAUAGAUUCAUAGAACAAUUUCUACCCAAUUUGGAGUGCCCUCGUUGCAGGCAGAUAUUUCCCGUUUUUAGCAAAUUGGAAAGACAUUAUCGGAAGCGGCAUAAGGAUGAGGAAUUUCACAUUUUAUGUUGUGGCUAUAGGCUGACAACACAAUCCCUGUUAGUAGAUCAUUUAAAUCGGCACACUCAUCCAAGGAAACAUAAGUGUAAAUUUUGUAAUGCCUGUUUUACGAUGCAGCAUGUCAUGGAAUAUCACAUGCGGGUGGAUCAUAAAAAGAAUUCCAAAGACUCUUCAAAUGACAACACUGCGGACAAUGUGGAGGAUGCUCAUGCGGAAGUGUUAACCAUAAAGGAAAGUGAUGAUUUUAUAUCACGAUGGUUACCCAGUUUGGAGUGUCAUGUUUGCAAGGAGGAAUUCAAGAGCUAUUCUUCGCUGAGUGAACAUUUCGAUAUGCAUCACGUUGAACAACAAAGUUAUGUGACAUGUUGCGAUCAUCGAUUUUUUACUCGCUCCAAACUGCAAAGGCACAUUGACGGCCAUAUAAACAGCAAAGCAUUUAAGUGUCAGUUGUGUGGCAAACGUUAUACCAGAAAUGAACGCUUAGAAUUCCAUAUGGCCAAGCAACAUUAUGGCACAAUUUCAUCUGUGACCAGUUAUUGUGAAGAUCAGCCCAGCCCUGGGACAGAAACUCAAAAGAUCUUAACGAAAAGAAAAUCCCUUAAAGAUCUUGAUCGUACCAUAGCCCAAUGGAAACCUAAACUAGAGUGCCGGGUGUGUCAUAAAACCUAUACAACUUUUACAUUACUCAGUAGGCACUAUCGUGACACACAUCCCGCAGAACAAUGUUAUAUCUCCUGUUGUGGCUGUAAAUUUGCUGGCCGUUAUGAUAUUGUCGAACACAUCAAAUAUCACAGAGAUCCAAAUGCAUUUAAAUGCACCCAGUGUGGGCGUUGUUUUAAUCGCAAUCGUGGUCUGAUAUUGCACAUGCGAACUCAUCGAAAUUAAAGCAAAAAUCUGGAUCCGGUAAUUUAAUCGCUCUUAAUAGAAUGUUCUCCAAAAGAAUUUUCAUUGCCAACUUUGGUUAAGCCGAAACGUUGAACGUUGAAGAAAAAGUGUUAAACAAAUUUUCUAAAAGUGAAUUGUUUUUCUUUUUUAUUUUUGUUAUCCUUUGUACUUUAAAUAAGUAUAGUUUUAAGGUUAUAUUUAAGCAAAGUUGAAUAAAUAAAACAAGCAUUUGAA
Musca domestica (house fly) is the source of this 4014-nucleotide messenger RNA. Its product is annotated as zinc finger protein 808-like. Gene Ontology annotation, cellular component: nucleus. Lineage: Eukaryota; Metazoa; Arthropoda; Insecta; Diptera; Muscidae. Bases 1 to 3780 code for a protein of 1259 amino acids. The record is from RefSeq and is a predicted model, not a curated record. The transcript is spliced from 3 exons.